CUUUUUCUUCUGUGUAUGGUGUUUUUCCAUGUUUUGUUAUUCCAAACCAUAGCAUAUUAAUAAGAAUAAAAUAAUAAUAAUAAUAAAAUUGUUUUCUGUUCCUUGUUUGUCAUGUGUUUUUGCGUUCUUUGUUUCUGGUGUUUCGGAAUUUUGUUUGGUUUUCUGAACCAUGUUUGGUUACAUGGUUUCUGCUACCUGCUGCUACUGUUCUUGCAACUCUAGAUGAAAAAGAAUGCUUUUUUUAUUUUUUUUUUGCUUUGUUAAACCAAACAAAGCAAAACCCUUUUUUUCCUUUUCUUAAUAGUGUUGUAUUACAUAGUAUGCUUAAUAAAUGAAAGUGCCACAGUCCUAAGUGCAUGGUAACUGAAAUUACUUUCAUUCAUUGAAAGUUUUCUUAGCUGAAAUAUGCAGGAGCAGGAUCUAGGUACUAGUUCAAUGAAGUGGUGGUGGUGUUUCAUAGAAUCCCCUUACCAUGUUUUAGUUUCCUUUUUCCAUGCAAAUUAUGAAUUCGCCGCCGUAGGUGCCGGUGAGAGUUUAGUCUAGUGGUAAGCGAGUUGAACCAUGAAGAAAAUACCAAAAGUUCAAAAUUUUUUGAAGAUAGUUCUUGGAAGAGUGCAUAGGCAUAUUGAUGAAUGUAUGAAAGUAUGAUGUUGAAGGUUUGGAAGAGUACUAACUCUUUUAGUUGUUGUCCAUUUUUGGAGGGUAAAACUAAAAUUGAAAAAGAAAAAAACUUUUGGAAGAAAAAAAAUUGUUAAAUUAUCCCAUGAAAUUUGAGUGCUUUAGCCUUAUAAUAAAGUAAUCUUUUUGUUUGUACUUAGGGGACUUCUAUAUUAUGAAUUUUUCCAAAAUUCAGUCCUUCAUCAUUAACAUGUUCAUCCAUUUUUGGCAAUUUCCUUUUUAGGCUUAAUCCACAGAGAAAUUCCCAACUAAGAUUCCAUGGAAGAGGUAACAUUAUAGCUUCUCAAAGCCUCAUUGGAGAAGAUGUUUAUGUGAACUAGAUUUCGAAGAAGGGACCAAGAAUAAUAACUAAACCUCUCAUUUUCAAAUUGCAAAGUCAUAUAUCAUAUAUCAUAUAUCAUAUAUCAUAUCAUCAUCAUGUAUCAGAACCAGGCCUUUCCUUCAGGAUCCUAUGAAGAAAUGUUAUCUGGGAAUUCCCUAUUAACUCAUCAUAACUAUGGCGAUUCGGUUGGAGGAGGAGGACACAACAAUGAGCUGAAGUUCAUCACCUCUCUAGGUGAAUCAAUGACUAUGCAGCCUCUUGAAGAGCAUUCGAAUGCUGCUGCGACCGGCGAUCCAUCUUGCAACUCUUUUGGUGAUCAAAACAUUCAGUGCCAAGGUUUGUCGCUUAGCCUUGGAUCGGUUAUGCCUUCUAUUGCAACAUCAAUGCCUCAUCACUUUCAAUACCCGCAGUAUCACAACUCUAGCUUCACUUCACUGAUGAAUGCCAUGCCAAACUUAAAGGGAAAUAAUGGAUCAUCUCUUAAGGAUGAUGAGGUGAGAAACACCGAAUGCAUGACCCCGCCAAUGUCUUCCGGAGGAUUCUACAACUCUAUAAAGAGGGAAGGUUUGUAUAACAAUACUAAUCAUCCUUCAAUGUGCCUCAGCGAAGGCCAGGUCGAUCCGGGCCUACACGGAUCGGCUGGUUUUUCCUCCAGUACUGCUUUAAACUCACAAUACCUGAAGGCAGCACAGGAGUUGCUUGAUGAAAUAGUUAAUGUCCGAAAGGCUUUGAAGCAACCUGGAUUGGAGAAACAACAGAGUUUUCGUGAUGCCGGAUUAGAUGGCUCCAAAGAUUCUGAUGGAAAAUCUAAUAGUCAAUCUAUGCAAGUAUCUUCAGGUGCCAAUGGUUCUGCUGUAAACUCUUCAACCGAGCUAUCGCCGGCAGACCGACAGAAUUUGUUGGACAAGAAGACAAAACUUUUGGCCAUGUUAGAUGAGGUAGAUAAAAGAUACAGACAGUAUUGCCAUCAGAUGCAAAUUGUGGUAUCAUCAUUUGAUAUGGUUGCCGGGUGUGGAGCUGCCGAACCGUACACUGCGCUUGCAUUGCGCACAAUUUCACGCCACUUUCGAUGUUUGCGCGACGCCAUCAGUGGCCAGAUUCAAGUGACUCAGAGGAGCCUUGGAGAGCAAGAGGGAAUACCUCGGCUCCGCUACGUAGAUCAGCAACUAAGGCAACAAAAGGCACUUCAGCAACUUGGUGUGAUGAGACAAGCUUGGAGACCUCAGAGGGGACUUCCUGAGAGCUCUGUUUCUAUACUUCGCGCGUGGCUAUUCGAGCAUUUCCUUCAUCCUUAUCCAAAGGAUUCAGAGAAGAUUAUGCUGGCAAGGCAAACAGGCUUGACCAGAAACCAGGUGGCAAAUUGGUUCAUAAAUGCAAGGGUGCGGCUAUGGAAGCCAAUGGUUGAAGAAAUGUAUAAAGAAGAAUUUGGUGAUUCUGAGAUGAGUUGCAACCUCUUAUCUGAAAACAGCAUACCAAAAGCUUCAAGAGAUGAUGUUCAAGUUUCUGAUAAUAACAAAAGAGAAGAAUCACAAGAAAAUUUGGCAGCUGUUGAUGAUAGUGUUCAACAUGGUAUCCAAAGUAGUGAUUAUGGUGAAAACCUCAUGGAUUCUUCUUCUUCAAGGACUAGUAGGAAAUUGCAACAAUGUGAUCAAAGAUUUAACAUGAAAAACACACCGUUUUCAAAUGCUUCUACAAUACAAAUCAAUCACCAUAAUGGUCAUGAUGAUGGUAAUGGUUGCUUAGCUUCUACUCAUGCAACAUAUGAUUAUUCCGCGUUGGGAAACUUUGCGGCCGUUGGCGGCCAUGUGUCCCUUGCGCUCGAGUUGAGGAACCGCGAGAGCAAUGGAUUAGGCAUGUCAAAUGAUGAUGAGAUACACAACAAAAGAAGUAGUAACCAGACUUUGGCUUCUUCAUCUGAGAAUGAUUUGUUGGAUUAUCAUUUGACAGAACAAGAGAAGCAGCAGCAACAACAACAACACAAGUUUGGGAAUCCACAACAACGGUUGUUACACGAGUUUGUUGUUUGAAAUUUGAAAGUUAAGCUACAUAGAAGUAGAAAUUAGAUCUAUGAUGUUGCUUCUUGUUGAUAAAAAAAAAUUAUUGCAUCCAAUAUACUUAAACAAAAUGAUAAUGUAUUUUGUAAUUGUAAUGGUGUAUUGUAGUACUUAUACUUUCAUGCCACGCCCAAAUUGCUUUUGGACAUCCAAAAUUAAUGUUGUUGAUAAAGUAUUCAUCUCCAUUCCAUACCA
This is a messenger RNA of Arachis ipaensis, 3249 nucleotides long. The record is from RefSeq and is a predicted model, not a curated record. Lineage: Eukaryota; Viridiplantae; Streptophyta; Magnoliopsida; Fabales; Fabaceae.